AUGGGCGUCGCGGCGAAGCGACGCGCCAAGGCGCGCGCGGCCAAGGCGCGCGACAGGGCGACGGCGGAGGCGAAGACGGGAGACGACGCGACGGCGACGACGACGCGCGGCGAGACGAAGGCGCGAGGCGCGAGACGCGAAAAGAGCGGCGCGAACGCGGGCGAUGAGGACGUCGAGAUCGAGUACGUGGCGGCGCCGAUCGAGUUAGAGCUAGAGGGGACGAGCGAUGCGGACGGGGAGGACGGAUUGGGGGAGUUUAAGGCGAUUUUUGAGGCGUUUCGAGCGAGAGGGGCGAGAGGGGGCGAGGUCGGCACGAGCGCGGACGACGCGGGGGCGAAGAAGGGUGAUGGGGGCGACGGCGCGGAUGAAGACGACGGGGACGACGGGGACGAUGACGGCGCGGGCGAGGAGCUUUCGAAUAAAAAGAAGAAGGAACUGCGUCGGAUGAAGGUGGCGGAGCUCAAGCAACACUGCGCGAAGCCAGAAGUCGUGGAGGUUUGGGACGCGAGCGCGAACGAUCCGAGAUUACUCGUCUUUCUCAAGGCGCACAGGAACACGGUCCCGGUGCCGAGACAUUGGAGCCAAAAGCGGGCGUUUUUGCAAGGUAAGCGAGGGAUCGAGAAGCCGCCGUGGGAGUUGCCGGAUUUUAUUCGCGCCACGGGAAUUCAGAAGAUUCGCGACCACUACGCGGAGAAGGAAGACGCCAAGUCGUUGAAACAGAAGGCAAAAGAUACGAAAACGGCCAAGCUCGGGCGCAUGGAUAUCGAUUAUCAAAUUCUGCACGAUGCGUUCUUCGUCUACCAAUCCAAACCCAAGAUGUCCAAACCCGGGGAUUUGUACUUUGAGGGCAAGGAGUUUGAGGUUUCCAUCGGACGCAAGCCCGGCAAGCUGAGCGAAGAACUCAAGGCUGCGCUCGGCAUGACGGACGGCGGACCACCUCCGUGGUUGAUCAACAUGCAACGAUACGGUCCGCCGCCGAGCUAUCCGCACCUGCGCGUGCCGGGGCUUUCCGCGCCGAUUCCCGCGGGAGCGCAGUUCGGCUACCAUCCGGGCGGUUGGGGCAAACCGCCCGUGGACGAGCUCGGCGUGCCCAUCUACGGCGACGUGUUCGGAAGCACGAAGACAAAGGCGAGUGAUAGCACGCCGUACGACGUAGCUGUCGACAAGACGAAACGGUUCGGUGAGAUCGACGAAGAGUUGGAGGAAGAGGAGAGCGAGGAAGAGGUGGAGGAGGAAGAAGUCGCCGCGGAGGAGGCCGAGGAGGAGGAGGCCGAGGAAGAAGAAGAGUCCGCGGAACUCCACGCGGGCGCCGAAACGCCAGACGUUUUGGAUCUGCGCAAAAAGUCCGAAGGCCCGAAGUCAUUGUACACGGUGUUACCGUCGCAAGAAGCCUCCGUCGGCGCCGACCAAAUCGUCGGCUCGGCGCACACGUACGCCAUCCCUACCGACGGCGACGACAAGCCCAAGCGUCGCACCCGUGGCGCGGGCGUCGAAGUCACGCUCGACGCCGAGGCCCUCGGAGACGAUGGCUUGCAAGAUGAAGACGCGAUCCGCGCCGCGUACGAGGAAACCGUCGCGGCGAAGAAGGCCGCCGCCGCGCCAGAGGACUUUUCCGACAUGGUCGCCGACCACGCCCGCGCUCAAAAACGAAAGGCCAAAGACAAAAAAGAUAGCGACGCAAAAAAGUUCAAAUUUUAA
Molecule: messenger RNA, 1698 nt
Organism: Ostreococcus lucimarinus CCE9901
Lineage: Eukaryota; Viridiplantae; Chlorophyta; Mamiellophyceae; Mamiellales; Bathycoccaceae
Gene: Sf3b2
Product: splicing factor 3B subunit2, probable
Exons: 2
Coding region: 1-1698 (565 amino acids)
Biological process (GO): mRNA splicing, via spliceosome
Cellular component (GO): precatalytic spliceosome; U2 snRNP; U2-type spliceosomal complex
Source: RefSeq, a predicted model, not a curated record